Molecule: messenger RNA, 9633 nt
Organism: Panthera uncia (snow leopard)
Lineage: Eukaryota; Metazoa; Chordata; Mammalia; Carnivora; Felidae
Gene: DNAJC13
Product: DnaJ heat shock protein family (Hsp40) member C13
Exons: 56
Coding region: 319-7050 (2243 amino acids)
Biological process (GO): receptor-mediated endocytosis; regulation of early endosome to late endosome transport; endosome organization
Cellular component (GO): endosome membrane
Source: RefSeq, a predicted model, not a curated record
UGACCGGGUCUCGUGACAGCCUGGGCGGUGGCGACGCAGGCGUAUUGGAGCACGGUCGCUGAAAGCCUGAGUGAAGAUGGCGGCCUCCAGAGUGAGCCUCUGAGAGGCAGAGGGAGGAGGCGGAGGGGGCGGGGAGGCCGCGCCGCCGCGGCACCAGGAACCCGCGGCAGCGGAGCUACAGGGCCCCGACCGGGGAAAGGGGAAGUGGUGAGGCGGAGGAGGCCGGGGUGCACCUCAUCUCACUCCGGACGCGGAGCCGGCGGCGGGAGGAGCUCGGGCUGGAGCCUCUCUAGCCUUCCGCGAAGGUUGCAGCACAAAAUGAACAUGAUUAGGGAAAAUAAGGAUUUGGCAUGUUUCUACACAACAAAACAUUCAUGGAGAGGAAAGUAUAAGCGUGUCUUUUCAGUUGGAACCCAUGCGAUUACUACGUAUAAUCCCAAUACCUUAGAAGUAACAAAUCAGUGGCCUUAUGGAGACAUUUGCAGCAUCAGUCCCGUUGGGAAAGGACAAGGAACAGAAUUCAACCUCACAUUUCGUAAAGGCAGUGGAAAGAAGUCAGAAACUUUAAAAUUUUCUACAGAGCACAGAACAGAACUUCUUACAGAAGCAUUGAGAUUUAGAACUGAUUUUUCAGAAGGAAAAAUCACAGGAAGGAGGUAUAACUGCUAUAAGCACCACUGGAGUGAUACAAGAAAACCUGUUGUUUUAGAAGUCACUCCUGGAGGCUUUGACCAAAUUAAUCCUGCAACCAACAAAGUCCUCUGUUCCUAUGACUAUAGAAAUAUUGAAGGCUUUGUAGAUCUCUCCGAUUAUCAAGGGGGAUUUUGUAUACUGUAUGGAGGAUUUAGUAGAUUGCAUUUAUUUGCUUCAGAGCAAAGAGAAGAAAUUAUCAAAAGUGCAAUAGAUCAUGCUGGCAACUACAUAGGUAUUUCAUUGCGCAUCAGAAAAGAACCUUUAGAAUUUGAGCAGUAUUUGAAUCUUCGCUUUGGAAAAUACAGCACUGAUGAAUCCAUCACAUCGUUAGCAGAGUUCAUAGUCCAAAAAAUAUCACCUAGACAUUCGGAGCCUGUAAAACGAGUUCUAGCACUUACAGAAACAUGUUUAGUAGAACGUGAUCCAGCAACAUACAAUAUUGCAACUUUGAAGCCUUUAGGAGAAGUAUUUGCAUUGGUUUGUGAUUCAGAAAAUCCACAACUUUUUACCAUUGAAUUUAUAAAAGGGCAAAUACGGAAAUAUUCUUCAACAGAGAGAGAUUCCUUAUUAGCAAGUUUGUUGGAUGGAGUAAGAGCCUCUGGUAACAGAGAUGUUUGUGUAAAAAUGACACCAACUCAUAAAGGUCAGCGAUGGGGGUUACUCAGCAUGCCUGUCGAUGAGGAAGUAGAGAGCCUUCAUCUCAGAUUUUUGGCCACACCUCCGAAUGGCAACUUUGCAGAUGCUGUAUUCAGGUUCAACGCUAAUAUUUCAUAUAGUGGAGUUCUGCAUGCAGUAACACAGGAUGGUCUCUUCUCAGAAAACAAAGAAAAACUGAUCAAUAAUGCCAUAACAGCAUUAUUGUCUCAAGAGGGAGAUGUUGUUGCUUCAAAUGCAGAACUUGAGAGUCAGUUCCAGGCUGUGAGGAGGCUUGUAGCUUCCAAAGCUGGUUUUCUGGCCUUCACUCAGCUUCCAAAGUUUCGGGAACGUCUAGGAGUGAAGGUAGUAAAAGCACUCAAGAGGAGCAACAAUGGAGUAAUCCAUGCAGCUGUUGAUAUGCUCUGUGCCCUCAUGUGUCCCAUGCAUGAUGACUAUGACUUAAGGCAAGAACAGCUGAACAAAGCUUCUCUUCUCUCUUCAAAGAAGUUUCUGGAAAACUUACUAGAGAAAUUUAAUUCCCAUGUGGAUCAUGGGACUGGUGCCCUAGUUAUUAGUUCACUCUUGGACUUCCUUACUUUUGCCCUCUGUGCUCCAUAUAGUGAGACAACAGAAGGACAGCAGUUUGAUAUGCUCUUAGAGAUGGUAGCAUCCAAUGGAAGAACCCUCUUCAAACUCUUUCAGCAUCCUUCCAUGGCAAUUAUCAAGGGAGCUGGAUUGGUUAUGAAGGCAAUAAUAGAGGAAGGUGACAAAGAAAUUGCUACAAAAAUGCAGGAGCUUGCCCUAAGUGAAGGUGCCUUACCUCGACACUUGCAUACUGCGAUGUUUACAAUAAGCUCAGAUCAGAGGAUGCUUACAAAUAGACAGCUAAGUAGACAUUUAGUGGGACUCUGGACAGCUGAUAACGUAACUGCGACAAACCUGUUGAAACGCAUUUUGCCGCCAGGCUUGCUGGCAUACUUGGACAGCUCAGAUCCAGUUCCUGAGAAGGAUGCUGAUCGCAUGCAUGUUAGAGAUAAUGUGAAAAUAGCAAUGGAUCAGUAUGGAAAAUUUAAUAAAGUUCCAGAAUGGCAAAGACUAGCUGGGAAAGCUGCUAAGGAAGUUGAAAAAUUUGCCAAAGAAAAAGUAGAUCUUGUGUUGAUGCACUGGAGGGAUAGAAUGGGCAUUGCACAAAAAGAGAAUAUAAAUCAAAAGCCAGUUGUUCUUCGGAAGAGAAGACAAAGAAUAAAAAUAGAAGCAAAUUGGGAUCUCUUCUAUUACAGGUUUGGUCAGGAUCAUGCCAAGUCAAACCUAAUUUGGAAUUUCAAAACACGAGAAGAACUGAGAGAUAGUCUUGAAUCUGAAAUGAGAGCAUUUAAUAUUGAUAGAGAGCUUGGUAGUGCUAAUGUGAUCUCUUGGAACCACCAUGAAUUUGAGGUUAAAUAUGAGUGCCUCGCAGAGGAAAUCAAAAUAGGAGACUAUUACCUGAGGUUACUGUUGGAGGAAGAUGAGAAUGAAGAAAGUGGAUCAAUUAAGAGAUCGUAUGAGUUUUUCAAUGAGCUCUAUCAUCGUUUCCUUCUCACCCCAAAAGUAAACAUGAAGUGUUUAUGUUUACAAGCCCUUGCUAUUGUUUAUGGCAGAUGUCAUGAAGAAAUAGGACCCUUUACAGAUACGAGAUAUAUCAUUGGAAUGUUAGAGAGGUGCACAGACAAACUUGAACGAGAUCGGUUGAUCCUCUUCCUUAACAAGUUGAUCCUUAAUAAGAGAAAUGUUAAGGAUCUCAUGGAUUCAAAUGGAAUUAGGAUCCUUGUGGACUUGCUUACCCUUGCACAUCUCCACGUAAGCCGAGCUACAGUACCACUGCAAAGCAAUGUAAUUGAAGCUGCUCCAGAUAUGAAAAGAGAGAGUGAAAAGGAAUGGUACUUUGGCAAUGCAGACAAAGAGAGGAGUGGCCCAUAUGGAUUUCAUGAGAUGCAAGAAUUGUGGACCAAAGGAAUGUUAAAUGCAAAAACCAGAUGCUGGGCUCAAGGCAUGGAUGGAUGGCGACCACUUCAGGCAAUACCUCAGCUUAAGUGGUGUCUGUUAGCCAGUGGACAGGCUGUACUAAAUGAAACUGACCUUGCUACCCUUAUAUUGAACAUGUUGAUCACAAUGUGUGGAUAUUUUCCAAGCAGGGAUCAAGAUAAUGCCAUCAUUCGGCCUCUACCCAGAGUGAAAAGACUGCUAUCAGACAGCGCUUGCCUACCCCAUAUCAUUCAGCUACUGCUGACCUUUGACCCUAUACUUGUUGAGAAGGUUGCGAUUUUGUUAUACCAUAUCAUGCAAGAUAACCCACAGUUACCUCGUCUUUAUCUUAGUGGAGUAUUUUUCUUUAUCAUGAUGUAUACAGGUUCCAAUGUGCUUCCUGUUGCUCGAUUUUUGAAGUAUACACAUACCAAACAGGCUUUCAAGUCUGAGGAGACAAAAGGACAAGAUAUUUUUCAGAGAAGUAUACUUGGACACAUCCUACCAGAAGCAAUGGUUUGUUACUUAGAAAAUUAUGAGCCUGAAAAGUUUUCUGAGAUUUUUCUGGGAGAAUUUGAUACUCCAGAAGCAAUCUGGAGCAGUGAAAUGAGACGCCUCAUGAUAGAGAAGAUUGCUGCCCAUCUUGCUGAUUUCACACCACGUCUUCAGAGUAACACAAGAGCACUUUAUCAAUAUUGUCCCAUCCCAGUAAUCAACUAUCCACAACUAGAAAAUGAACUAUUUUGUAAUAUUUAUUACCUCAAACAACUUUGCGAUACACUCCGGUUUCCAGAUUGGCCCAUUAAAGAUCCGGUUAAGCUUCUAAAAGAUACUCUUGAUGCCUGGAAGAAGGAAGUUGAAAAGAAGCCACCUACAAUGUCAAUAGAUGAUGCUUAUGAAGUGCUUAAUCUCCCUCAAGGACAGGGCCCGCAUGAUGAGAGCAAGAUUAGAAAAGCUUACUUCAGACUUGCACAGAAGUACCACCCUGAUAAGAAUCCAGAAGGGAGGGAUAUGUUUGAAAAAGUAAAUAAAGCAUAUGAAUUUUUAUGUACCAAAUCAGCAAAAAUAGUGGAUGGGCCAGAUCCAGAGAACAUAAUUUUAAUUUUGAAAACACAGAGCAUCCUCUUCAACCGUCAUAAAGAAGAUUUACAGCCUUAUAAAUAUGCAGGAUAUCCCAUGCUAAUUAGGACUAUAACAAUGGAAACUUCAGAUGACCUCCUGUUCUCAAAAGAAUCACCAUUGUUGCCUGCUGCUACAGAGCUAGCUUUCCAUACUGUCAACUGCUCGGCCCUCAAUGCUGAAGAGCUCAGGAGGGAGAAUGGAAUUGAGGUGUUACAGGAGGCAUUUAGUCGCUGUGUGGCUGUCUUGAAUCGUUCUAGUAAACCAAGUGACAUGUCAGUACAGGUGUGUGGACACAUAAGCAAAUGCUACAGUGUGGCCGCUCAGUUUGAAGAAUGCCGAGAGAAGAUCACGGAAAUGCCUGGCAUCAUCAAGGAUCUCUGUCGGGUGCUAUAUUUUGGCAAGAGUAUUCCACGGGUGGCCGCUCUCGGAGUAGAAUGUGUCAGUUCCUUUGCUGUUGAUUUCUGGCUACAGACACACCUAUUUCAGGCUGGAAUUUUGUGGCAUCUGCUUGGUUAUCUAUUUAAUUAUGACUACACGCUAGAAGAGAGUGGCAUUCAGAAAAGCGAAGAAACAAAUCAGCAGGAAGUAGCCAACAGCCUUGCUAAAUUGAGUGUCCGUGCUCUGAGUCGCCUUGGAGGAUACCUGCCUGAAGAACAAGCUACCCCAGAAAAUCCAACCAUAAGAAAAAGUUUAGCUGGCAUGCUGACACCCUAUGUUGCUAGAAAACUUGCUGUAGUUAGUGCUACUGAGAUUCUGAAGAUGCUUAACAGCAACACAGAGAGCCCCUAUUUGAUAUGGAACAAUUCUACAAGAGCAGAACUACUUGAAUUUCUUGAAUCCCAACAAGAAAACAUGAUUAAAAAAGGUGAUUGUGACAAAACUUAUGGAUCAGAAUUUGUCUAUAGCGAUCAUGCCAAAGAACUUAUUGUAGGGGAGAUUUUUGUUAGGGUGUAUAAUGAAGUCCCUACUUUCCAACUAGAGGUUCCAAAAGCAUUUGCCGCAAGUCUUUUGGAUUAUAUAGGCUCCCAGGCCCAGUACCUCCACACAUUCAUGGCUAUCACACAUGCUGCAAAAGUGGAGUCAGAGCAACACGGAGACCGCUUGCCAAGAGUGGAAAUGGCUUUGGAGGCUCUGAGAAAUGUCAUAAAAUAUAAUCCAGGCUCUGAAAGUGAAUGCAUUGGACACUUUAAGUUAAUAUUUUCUCUUCUCCGAGUCCAUGGAGCUGGUCAAGUGCAGCAGUUGGCUUUAGAGGUUGUGAAUAUAGUGACAUCUAACCAAGAUUGUGUCAACAAUAUUGCUGAAUCAAUGGUUUUGUCCAAUUUAUUGGCUCUUCUACAUUCAUUGCCAUCAAGUCGUCAGCUUGUUCUGGAAACUCUUUAUGCUUUGACCUCAAGUACAAAAAUAAUCAAAGAAGCAAUGGCAAAAGGAGCCUUGAUUUACUUAUUAGAUAUGUUCUGCAAUUCAACACAUCCACAGGUUCGAGCCCAAACAGCAGAACUUUUUGCUAAAAUGACCGCAGACAAACUAAUAGGUCCAAAGGUCCGCAUUACGCUAAUGAAAUUUCUACCAAGCGUUUUCAUGGAUGCCAUGAGAGACAACCCUGAAGCUGCUGUACAUAUUUUUGAAGGAACUCAUGAAAAUCCUGAGUUAAUUUGGAAUGAUAGCUCCAGAGAUAAAGUGUCUACAACAGUUAGAGAAAUGAUGCUAGAGCACUUUAAAAAUCAGCGAGAUAACCCUGAUGUAAAUUGGAAGUUGCCUGAAGAUUUUGCUGUGGUGUUUGGAGAAGCAGAGGGUGAACUUGCUGUUGGAGGAGUUUUCUUGAGAAUCUUUAUUGCACAGCCAGCGUGGGUUCUAAGAAAGCCUAGAGAAUUCCUUAUUGCACUAUUAGAAAAAUUAACUGAGCUCCUGGAGAAGAACAAUCCUCAUGGAGAAACUUUGGAAACUUUGACAAUGGCAACAGUAUGUCUCUUCAAUGCACAGCCUCAGCUGGCUGACCAGGUCCCACCAUUGGGCCACCUCCCCAAAGUGAUCCAGGCAAUGAAUCAUAGGAACAAUGCCAUUCCUAAGAGUGCCAUCCGCAUUAUCCAUGCCCUGUCUGAAAAUGAGCUGUGUGUUCGAGCCAUGGCAUCUUUGGACACCAUUGGCCCACUGAUGAAUGGGAUGAAAAAACGACCAGAUACUGUUGGUUUAGCCUGUGAAGCAAUUAAUCGAAUGUUUCAGAAGGAGCAGAAUGAAUUAGUAGCACAAGCCCUGAAAGUAGAUCUGGUCCCAUACCUCUUAAAAUUACUUGAAGGCAUUGGUCUUGAAAAUCUUGACAGCCCAGCAGCCACUAAAGCUCAGAUUGUUAAAGCUCUCAAGGCCAUGACUCGAAGCCUGCAGCAUGGAGAACAGGUGAGUGAAAUCUUGUCUCGUUCUUCAGUCUGGAGUGCCUUCAAAGAUCAGAAACACGAUUUGUUUAUUUCUGAGUCACAAACAGCAGGAUACCUCACAGGACCUGGAGUUGCUGGCUACCUUACUGCAGGGACAUCCUCGUCAGUCAUGUCCAACCUGCCGCCUCCCGUAGACCACGAGGCAGGCGACCUUGGCUAUCAGAGUUGACACCUUUGUGAGAGACAGUAAAUGCUGACAGGCCAGUGCCCAGUCCACAUUCCUCCAGCUGAUACGUUGAAACAAACUCUUACUGCCUUUCUCCUGGUUUCAUGACAGUGUUAUUCCUUUUUCUAUAAAUAUAUUUUUAUUUAGGAAAAAAAGUCAGUGAUUCUAAUUGUAUCACGUUGUAAGAAAGCACUCUGUGGAUCAGCCUAAGUGGGUACACAAGUUUUUUUUCUUGAUGUAUGUAAGCACAUUCUGUUCCUUUGUAUCUGUUUACAAGACUGUGAAUCAAAAAGACAAAACUUUCUUCCUAGUUUUUAUAAUGUUUUUUUUUUUGAAUUAGCGUGACUGUGGGGUUGAACUGCAAUCUACAGAAAUUGGACUAGGUCACUUGUCCCCGGAAGACAGUGUUUCCCUCUCCUGCAUCGAGUCCCUGUGGCUGUCCCCCUCCACCGUCCAACACUAGUAGGCUUCAUCCUCGUGCCUGUUCCCCGGUAUCCUCUCCCCAAUCAUUAACCUUCUGAGAGCUCACAGUACAUGUCGGUAUGUAUAACUGACUUUACCAAAUUGAAUGAAAAAGGAGCUUGUGCAAAAAAAUUUAAAAACGGAUGUCAAGAUGUUAUGUAAGAGAUUAGUGUAAUUGUGAAAUGUUCUAUACAGUAUCAAAUAUAUAAAGCUUUCUAUAUUGAAUGUACAUUAUACAGAUCAUUCAUAUGUGUACAUAAAAUUUUAAAAAUAAAGGGAAUUGACUGCUUUGUUAAUGAGAUAUAUUUGUUCUAAUUUAAUGUUUCCCUUUGAGGAUCUCCUGCUUUUUUCUAAGACAGAUCUAGUACUAGGAAUAAACACAAACGCUCCCUCGCGUUCACAGCUCCUCAUCCAGACAACUACGUUGACACAUCUGAUCAUUCCCAAUGCCCUUUGGUAAUAUUUCAGCCACAUCUGAAUUUCCAGAAACUAGCGUUUCAUUUAUUUUCUGUUUAAUAAUUCAGGAAUGGGUGAGGCUAGUAUUACUCUAAUGGGUGAGACACAUUAAUUUCAACAUUUUUUAAAGCGAGAGAAAUUUAAAGUGAGAGCAUAUUUCAAAUAAUACAGAUCUCAGCACAUAGGUCUCCUAGUAUGAUCAUAAACUACAAGAAAAUGAAAACCUGUAAAGAAUACAAACACUUCUUAAAGAAUGAGGAAACACCCACACCUCCACAUUGCCUUUGAAAGCAAGAGCCAAGUUUAUUCCAUAGUUGAUGUGUAAGCAGAGUGUAAUGGAGACUUACUCCCCCGAUAAGUCUCUAAUUCAGACUUUUGAAUCAUCUCUCAAAGGUUAUAGAGUAAUAUACCCAUGCACAUAUUUUAAUAUACAACUGUGGUUUUAGUUUCUAGGCAAUACUUGUCAUAAAAAUAUGUUCACUAAAAGAAAUUGUAACAGCUAAUUUAGGAGUAGGUGGUAUGGAAGAGCACAAAUUAAUAUAUUUCCUUUAAGUACUAGGAGAACAUAAAUAUUGUGAGUAUUUAUGAUAUUUAAAGGGCUAUUUAAAUUAAUUCACAAUCACUGAUAGUUAAGUAAUAGCUCAUUCUUACUGAACAUAGGCUGUAUGCCAAACAUCCUGUAAACUCAUACAUACGUAGUCUCAUUUAAUCCUCAGAACAAACCUAUGGGCUUGAUACUGAUAAAAUUCUUAUCUUCCAGGUGAAGAACAUGGGCUAAGAGAGGCAAAGCAACUUAGCAAAAGUCACACAACUAGUAAGUAACAGAGUCAGAAAUCAAAACUACUUAGACCUGACACCAAAGUCUGUCCUGAGCCAUGAUCCUAACACAGCAGCAAUCUGAAGCAGUAUGUAACUAGGAAAACUGAGAGGUGUUUUUUUUUUUUUUUUCUGUUUUGUUUUUAAACAUUUUUUACUGUAAACCAAAACACAACUACAGAAAAUCUCGCUGAACAAAUUCGUCGUUAAAAGGCAAAUCACCCUUGAAACUACCAUCUAUGUCAAGAACUUUGCCAGCCUCUCCAGAAGCCCCUUCAUGUGCCCCCAUCAAAAUCACAGCCACUCCCUUCUUCUUGAAAGUGACCACUUUAAAAAAAAAAAAAAAAAAAAAGGACCACUUGUCUUACGCUUCCUUGUGUUCCUUUGUAGUUUAUCACCCAAGUGUACAUUCCUAGGGUUUGGUCUUGCAUUUUUCCUUCUGUUAAUAUAUUUUUGAGUCUUUUUAAAUCUUGUGGCUCCCUUUCCAUCUGCCUUUUCCCUAUAACUUUGUUGAAGGCCCUGAGGCCGUUGGUUGGUUUUCCCAGUCUUGAGGUUACUGAUCACACAUUCCUAGUGCAAUUCAACUUAUUCCUCUGCUCUUUGCAUCUAGAGGCUUGAUCAAACUCUGGUUCCAUUCCUUUGGCAAGACUAGAGGGGGGCUUGGUUUUUUUUUGUUUUCUUAGAAGCACAUCAUGCCUGUAAGACAUGUGAUAUUAACAAUAAGGGAAUCUCAGUGUGACUAGAUCCAUUCAUAUACUGGGAGUUAUAAAAUGCUGCUAUUCCACUUAGUAACUGGAAUGCUUUUAUAAAGAAAUGCUUUCUUACAAAAAAAAAAAAAAAAAAAAGCAAAAA